AUGGGUUGGGGGGACGGAGAGAAAGAGGAGGGCAGCAGCAACACUGACACAUCUGGAAGUUAUUCAGAACGAGAGUAAGGGACAAAAAGAAACUAAAUGGAAACAAAAAAUGAAGGGAAGGUGAUGUGAGUGUGGAAGAGAAAAGGAGAUAGAAAAAGAGCGAAACAGAGGAUUAUUAAUACUAUUAAAAACAUCUGCUGGAGCAAACAGGGAGAUAAUAAAGAGAGGAAAAGAAGGAAACUGUAGAGGGAGAGAAGAGCCUGAGGCUAAAGUUGUGAAGACAGUGAAAACCAGCUAAGGACAUAAGCAAGAUAAGACAGUGAUAAAGAUAGGAAAUUGGGCUGGAAAGGGUCAAAGCAAUUCUGUGGAUUUUGGAUUUACAGUACUUUUCUUAGGUUGAGGAGUGUAAACAGGAAGCUUGAAGAAUUCCCUUACAACCAUCAGCUUCUUCACUUGGACUGCAUCAACACUCAGACAGGAUGUCAGUGUCACGGCGGUGUCUGUGCUGUGUGAAAUACCUCAUGUUUGUCUUCAACCUCAUCUUCUGGCUGGGAGGGUGUGGCUUGUUUGGAGUCGGUGUGUGGCUGUCAUUCAAGCAGUCUGAGUUCUCUUCCCUCCCACUCUCCUUCCCCUCCCUCUCUGCUGCCAACCUGCUCCUGGUGGCAGGAGGUGUCACCAUGAUCACGGGGUUCCUGGGCUGCCUGGGUGCCCUGAAGGAGCAGCGUUGUCUGCUGAUGACGUUCUUUGUUAUCCUUCUUGUCCUAGUAUUGACAGAAGUGACUCUGACCCUCACACUGUACAUCUUCAAGGAAGAGCUGGACACAUCAGCCCAAAAUGAGCUGAAGAGCGGAAUGAUGGAUUACACAGAAAAUGAGGGGUUGAGGAAAUCAUGGGACAAUGUGCAGAAAAUUUUUAAGUGCUGUGGAGUGACAAAUAUGACAGACUGGCACACUGUGUUGAAUGGCUCCCUCCCAGUGUCCUGCUGCGGUGGAGAAGUACCAUCCUGUUCAGAUGGAUGGCCUGACCCCUGCUAUCAAAAGGCAAGAAGCUGGCUACUGGCCAACAUCACCUCGGUCAUUAUUUUUGGAGCCUGUAUUGGCAUUGUCCAGAUUUUUGCCCUGGCUUUCUCCUUGUAUAUGUACUGCCAAAUUCUACGUGCUGAAAAAUACCUGGACUGAAGGAGGAUGAGAAAUGGGGAGGCUCAAGACUACACAGUAGAAAAUUGUACUUCGAGGUAUAUGAACUAUGUAAGAUAAGAACUAUGUAGGUGUGAUACUGCACUAAAGAGAAACUGAUGGUUGCUAAUUCUAGACAGAAAGGUUACAUGAUGGCAAUGCUUAUUGUUAGUUAAUGUUAUGUAAUCUUAGUAACAGUAAUAUUAGUUACUGCUAGUGACACAAUUUUUUUUAUAUUUGUCUGUUGUGAAACAACUGAAGUUUGCAGUGGCUUGAUGUAGUCUUGUUGGCCAUACACUACACUUCAUUGAACUCUGUUACUGUAUAUAUGUAAUCUUUUUGCACUUUCUGCAUAAAUCAAAUACUAACAAA
Messenger RNA from Megalops cyprinoides (Indo-Pacific tarpon), 1547 nucleotides. RefSeq names its product tetraspanin 4b (gene tspan4b). The transcript has 8 exons. The record is from RefSeq and is a predicted model, not a curated record. Gene Ontology annotation, cellular component: membrane. The coding region runs from base 480 to 1178 and encodes 232 amino acids. NCBI's taxonomy places the organism in Eukaryota, Metazoa, Chordata, Actinopteri, Elopiformes, Megalopidae.